Molecule: messenger RNA, 2155 nt
Organism: Ipomoea nil (Japanese morning glory)
Lineage: Eukaryota; Viridiplantae; Streptophyta; Magnoliopsida; Solanales; Convolvulaceae
Product: protein SIEVE ELEMENT OCCLUSION B-like
Exons: 8
Coding region: 29-2155 (708 amino acids)
Biological process (GO): phloem development
Source: RefSeq, a predicted model, not a curated record
UUAAUUCUCUUCUUCAUAUCUAUUACACAUGACAAACCAAGUUCUAUCUGUAUCAACAACAAUGGUUUCACAAAACCAUGUCAUUGAUACUGAGGAGGCGAUUAUCAUGGAACACGUUAAGGCUACACAUAAUCCCAGAGGUGAAAUGGAUGUCGAUGCAAGUUCUAUUCUCGAUUUUGUUGAUGACAUCUUCAAUUCCGAUACGAUUCCUCUAAAAGCAACGCAAGACAAGUUAACUCUAAAAGAGUACAUCCAGAAUGAGAUUUCAUCUCAUGUAUUACAACUCUCCUUAAUGGUAGCGUGUAGUUGUUUAAAUAAUGUUGAUAGUCACUCAAUAGCAAUUUGUCUACUAACUACACUAUCAGUGUAUCCAUGGCACACUAAGGCAGUAAUGAUGCUCACUUCAUUUGCGAUCAUCUAUGGAAAAUUUAAAGUUGUCUCACAAUCACGCCAACGCAGAGAAUUGGCCUACAACUUGGCUCUUUCAAAGCAAAUGUCUUCCUCUAACCCUAAAUAUUUAGAGGAUAACUCAAUAAAGUCUGCCUUAGAUCUCGUCAAGCUUAUGGUUGAGCUUAAACAUUCAUCUCCUAUGAUUGUGGCUAACUAUUGGAUAGCAAGAUUUGUUGUUGCUUAUACCAGACUUUGUAUUUUGGACCCCGAGUCCCAAAUUCAACUAUCUGAGCAGUCCAAGUUAUCCACCAAAAUCAAAGAGAUAAUGGCUUCUAGCCACUCACUACUAGAGGCAAAAAGGGCAGAAGACGAAGUAAUUCUUGAUCUCAAGUGGUUGCUGGAGAAACUUGAUCGUGGAUUAUUACAAAAGGAAAUUUCCCCAUGUCGAUUAGAUCUGUUUCGAGGGAAGGAAGUGUUAUUACUAAUAUCAUCUGGCAGACACUUCCCCUCUUAUGUAUAUAAUGCGCCUAGAGGAGUACAGAUGAUUUGGGUUCGUAUUACAAAGGUUGAGAAGAUGGGCCUACAAAUUAUUCAUAGUUUCGGAAGGAGUGUAAUGGUUCGUCACAAACCGGUUGCACAAGUAUUCAGAAAAUUUCUUGAAGAUAAAUGUUUCCCAAUUUUUCAAGUCGGGGGUGAUCCUAUCGUCAUUUCACUGGACAAACGAGGAAGGUUGGUUCAUUAUAAUGCGUUGCACAUGAUACUGACAUGGAGAUAUCAACUAUAUGAAGAGACAACAAUGAACCAUGAUUUACUCCCUUCGUUAGAAAAUGAGUUGAGGGAAAGGACUUUGGGUGCUGACCGUGUGAUUGGUGAUAUUGACAAACAAAUACACGACUUUGCUAGCCAGGUCCGCAAGAACAUCAACAAUUGGGUGAAUGAUAUUAAGGACAAGAUGAGAAGUUCGUUUCGUUCUUACAAUUACACAAGUGAGAGGGAACAAACUCUAAGUGGUAAAGAAUCAUGGAGCCUUAAACUUGUAGUAUCUGACAUCUUGUACAGAUCCAAAAUUGAUAAGUGGAUUGAUGAUGAAGAGUACAUUUUCUUAUGUGGAGGCAAUAACAAUAAACAAGUUCAAGAAUUUAUACUAAAGAUACAGGAAAUUUGUUCCAAAAUCCAAAUGAAUUGGAGAAUUGUAUACAUUGGAAGAAGUGAAAAAACAUUAUUUGAUGAGGAUGUGAGAAGGAUGUGUGAUUCUACAGUCACUUCUGAGCAAAGGAUUAAGGAAUUUUGGACACGACUUCAAAGCAUGGCCUCGUCUAGGAUUCAAUAUUUACAUAAAAUGGGGCUUGACGAAGGGAGUGAUGAAAUUAUGCAAGGCGUCAAAAAAUUGUUAGUUUACGAAGCUGAAGGUUCAACAGUUGGAGUAUGGGCUUUAUUAAGCAAAGGGAAAGGAAUAAUUGCAUGCGAUAUGGGAGAUAAAAUGCUCGGAGUCAUGAAUGAGUACGAGAAGUGGAAGGACAAUGCACAAAUCAAUGGUUUUGAUCGAGCAUUUAAGGAUUGCUAUGAGAUGAUGCUUAGUUCUUCCUCUUCUACUUCAUAUCAACACCCUUAUUGUUUUCUCAAUUAUCCUUCUAAUUUGGAGAAAAUCCCAAACACCCAGUCAUGCCCUCACUGUAAUCACAAUAUGCAUAAACUUGUCACUUUCUCAUGUUGUCAUACUUUUGUGGAUCGUCCGCGUGAAAGAGAAUUUUUAUUUCAUGUAUGA